This is a messenger RNA of Didymodactylos carnosus, 1389 nucleotides long. The record is from the annotation of a GenBank genome assembly. Lineage: Eukaryota; Metazoa; Rotifera; Eurotatoria; Philodinida; Philodinidae.
AUGCCUAGUGAAAUCAUUACAUUGCAAUUAGGACAAUGUGGAAAUCAAAUUGGAAUGGAAUUUUGGAAACAAUUAUGUGCCGAGCAUGGCAUAAGUCCAGAGGGAAAAUUGGAAUCAUACGCAACUGAAGGAUCAGACAGAAAAGAUGUGUUUUUUUAUCAGGCCGAUGAUGAACACUACAUUCCACGUUCCGUACUUCUCGAUUUGGAACCACGUGUUAUCGAUGGAAUUAUGAAAAGUGCAUAUAAACAUUUAUAUAAUCCGGAAAAUGUUUAUCUGUCCAAAGACGGUGGCGGUGCUGGAAAUAAUUGGGCUCAAGGAUAUCAUCAGGGUGAAAAAUUAUCAGAAGAAAUUUUUGAUAUAAUCGAUCGUGAAGCAGAUAACGGUGAUUCGUUAGAAGGUUUUGUCCUUUGUCAUUCGAUAGCCGGUGGUACAGGAUCUGGUAUGGGCUCAUAUAUCUUGGAAAAGUUGAAUGAUCGAUUUCCGAAAAAAUUGAUUCAAACAUAUUCUGUAUUUCCUAUGACAGAUGAAGUUGCCGAUGUUGUUGUUCAACCUUAUAAUUCGGUUUUGACAUUAAAACGUUUAACACAGAAUGCUGAUUGUACGGUUGUGUUAGAUAAUACAGCAUUAAAUCGUAUCGCUACUGAGCGUUUGAAAAUGAAGACACCAACACUUGCAGAAUUAAAUCAAUUAGUUUCAACAAUUAUGUCUGGUAGCACAUCAACAUUACGUUAUCCUGGCUAUAUGAACAAUGAUUUAAUCAGUUUAAUAUCGUCGCUGAUACCCACUCCUAGAUUACAUUUUUUAAUAUCAGCAUACACGCCAUUGACAGCUGAUAAAGUUGAAUCAACUGUGAGAAAAACAACUGUUCUUGAUGUAAUGCGUCGUUUAUUACAACCAAAGAAUGUCAUGGUCUCUACGUCAUCUCGUGAUCGAAAUAUAAAUCAUUGUUAUGUAUCGAUAUUGAAUAUAAUACAAGGCGAAGUCGAUGCAUCAGAAGUUCAUAAAAGUUUAAUGCGUAUCCGUGAAAGAAAAUGGGCAAAUUUUAUUCCGUGGGGACCAGCUUCUAUUCAAGUAGCUCUGUCAAAAAAGUCUCCCUAUAUUCAAACAACACAUCGAGUUAGUGGACUGAUGUUAGCCAAUCAUACCAGUAUUUCAACAUUAUUUGACCGAAUGGUUGAACAUUAUGAUAAAUUGAUUAAACGUGAAGCAUUUGUGGAAAAUUUUCGUCGUUUGCCAAUGUUUAGAGAAAAUUUAGAUGAAUUUACCGAAUCACGUGAGAUUGUUCAACAAUUAAUGGAUGAAUAUAAUGCAGCAACAAAAGCUGAUUAUGUAACAUGGGGACAGACACAACAAGCUGCAUCGAACAUGAAACCGGGUGGUGAUUAA